Messenger RNA from Mesorhabditis spiculigera, 612 nucleotides. NCBI's taxonomy places the organism in Eukaryota, Metazoa, Nematoda, Chromadorea, Rhabditida, Rhabditidae. The record is from the annotation of a GenBank genome assembly.
AUGGUCAUCCUGGGCGAAUGGUGCGACGCGGCUACUAUGGCAAACGAGCUCGAGAAGGGCGAUCUCAUCGAAUUCUCGCGGAGUGUAAUGAUUGUCGGGCGAAAGCGACGGGUCUAUGCGCAUUGGGCGAUCUAUGUUGGCAUUCUCGAGGACGAUGAGGGCUAUGUUGUUCACAUUAGCACCGAGGAUGGCGACUUCGGCGUUAGGCCAGGACAGGAUGGCAUGGGGAAGCUCGGGUCGAAGAUUGCCGGGGACAAUAUUGAGGUUCGAUGCGAUAAGCUCAUGCGAGUGGCCGGCGCUGACCUAUGCCGUAUCAACAAUUCAAUGGACAACUAUGUCGACCCGUUGCCACCCACGAUCGCUGUGUCCAGAGCGCUCAAUCAAUUGGGCACUGGCGGCUACCAUCUCGUCGACAACAACUGCGAACACUUUGCCAAGAGUUGCCGCUAUGGUGUCAAGGAAAGCUCUCAGGUGAACAAAGCCGUUCUCGCUAUGGCGGGCGCUUCGUCCCUGACCGCCGCCUCGUUGGGCAGCGCCCCGGCCGCCCUGCUCUUCUCGUUGUCCUACGCCGCAUAUUCCGUCUACAAGCGGAGCAAGUGGAGCAUCAUCAGU